Strongylus vulgaris is the source of this 216-nucleotide messenger RNA. NCBI's taxonomy places the organism in Eukaryota, Metazoa, Nematoda, Chromadorea, Rhabditida, Strongylidae. The record is from the annotation of a GenBank genome assembly.
AUGAGUGACUCGGAUGAGGACGAUCUAGGUUUCGUUCCUGGAACUGUGAUAGAGUCUUCCAAAAACAAGUAUGUCAUUGUUAAGUUACUCGGAGCUGGAGGCUUUGGCGCUGUCUACAGGGUGCACGACCAAAAAGAUCCAACAAAAAUGUUUGCCAUGAAAGUCGAGAAGAAAAUUGAAACAAGAAGGCACUCAAAACUGAAAAUGGAGGUGUGA